GGCGCCUCGGCGGAGUAGCAGCAGAAGCAGCCGGCGGCAGCAGCCUGGGCGUCACGUGAUCGCGUACGUUCCGCUGGUUAUCGGCUGGCGAGUCAGUUGCGUAUAGUCAAGUCAGCUGUGCGGCGGCCGUUGUAAUGCCCGUGAUGGUGCGGCAAGAGCUGAACUUGAUCAUCGCGCACAGUCCGGAAGGCGGCAAGGGAGGCGGCGGCGGUGGCGGCUCAGUCAACGGCUCCAGCAAACCACGCAGCGGAGGCGCCGCGGCAGCGGGCUCGACGGGCUCGGCGCCCGCCGCGGCAGGAUCCACUCCGCCGCCGCCCGCGGCUGCUGCUCCCGCGACCACCAAUACGCCGUCGGGCCGUACACCUAACUGCGCGCGUUGCAAGAAUCACAACAAAAUGGUGUUGCUGCGCGGCCACAAGCGCUUCUGCCCGUACGUGGACUGCGUCUGCGACCGGUGCAAGCUGAUCGCCAAGCGACAGGUGGUCAUGGCCAAGCAGGUUGCCCUGCGCAGGGCCCAAGCGCUCGACGAGGCCAUGGGACGCACCGUCAUCGAGGAAGUCGACCCCGAGGAGCUCAAACUGGCCGCCGAGAAUGGAAGCAUGCCACCCGCUGACUGCGUGACGCCCGCCGACGUGAGCCUGGCCUCGCUGCCUUCGUCGCUGCCGCCGUCCCCGUACUCGCCGUCUCCUUCCUCCUCUUCCUCCUCGUCGUCGUCCUUCCCGCUGCCGCACUCGCUGUACGGCGCCACGGCCGCCGGCGCUUCGCCUCUGUUCGGGGCCGGCGACACCUCGCCGCCGCUGUUCAUGCCGCUUCCGUUCCCGCUACCGCCGAGCCCUCACCGACCCUACGAGCCGUGGACCAGGACGCCGCCCGGCGUGUCGCCUUACCUUGCAGCGGCUGCCGCAGCCGCUGCCGGUACGGUACCGCCACCGCCUCCUCCUUCGACGACAUUUGCCGGUGCACCAUCGGUGCCGGCCCACACGACCGCGCCGCUCCACCUUGCCGCAGCUGCAGCCGCUGCCAGACUGCCCAGGCCCAUACCGACGACGACGAUGUCGGCGGCAGCGGCCGCUGCAGCCGCCGCGACGAGCCCGUCGAGAUACGACUCUGUGGCGUCGCUGUCCGGCUCCAUCCCCGCUGCUACCGGGGUGGACGCCGUCGUCACGGCAACCGCCGCCGCCGUCGCGGCGACAACCAGCGUUGCGCAAGCGUCGUCGACCGUCAACUCCUACUCGCAGUCGAUGUACGCGUACGACCGCAACGCGGCGGCCGCCGCGGCUGCUGCUGCUGCCGCCGCCGGCAUGUCCCUGCACUUCGACCACCACGGCCACCAUCCGGGCAUCCCGCUGUCGUCUUACGCGCCGUCGCUCCUCUGGUGGGACUGAGUGUCCCCAGUGAGUCGGGGCUCGUCGGACGUGCUCAUUCUGGUGCUGCGUGUGUUUGUUUGUGCGUUUGUCAGCCGCUUGGGACCUAUAUGUAUAUCUGUUGAAGUUGGAACUUUGGCCCGUGUCGCGCGGCGAACUGCGGUGGCUUGAAAGUGGAAAAGGGAGAACACGUGUUCGAACGGUCUUUAUUCUUUUCUGGCCAGUGGCCGCGUUGUGUUCUUGUAUUUGCUCACACAUUUUUUUUAGGUCGUCGGCGUCGGAGCUCCAUUAUUGUUGUCCUCCCUAUCAGUGCACGGUUGCUCCAGAGUUUUCGUCUUAGUGAGCAUCUUCUUCAGCUUGACUUAGUGACACAAAGUUUGAAUUUUAUUGUCUCCGUUUACAGUGUAAAUAUUUAUCUGCAUUCGCAGCGUGAGCACGUGGUGUUAUUAUUAUUAACAUUAAUAUGAUUUCAUUCUAUGGAACAGCCGUUAUCUGAGGAUUGCAACACGCCAGCCGUUCGCCCGUGCGUGUGAAAGAAAAGAAUUAUUCACCGUAUCCUCAACAAAGGUGCUGAUGUCUGCUCAUGCACUUUCGGCGACAAUCCAGUUGCCUAUACUGCUGUUGUACACUGCUUCUUCCCUACUAAGGAGCAAAAACGUUAUGGUGGAUUUUCUCGUGAAGUGUGAAGCUGAUGCCUGUAUUGUUGUUUUUUUUAUUGUUCUUUCUUUGGUUGCACGAUGCAUUCAUUGUUCGGAUGUUCGCAGGCGCGACCUGAACUACGCUGCAAACGCACAGUGACGCUCAUCUUUUAUGGAAUUCUCAUUAUCGACGAAUUUUCUUUCAUCCAAGCUCGCAUCAUUCAUCUAUUAGCACAAGUGUGUGUGCGUGUACCCAGUCACUCACAAAAUAAUUCAAAUGUUUGAUCCUAUUUGAAUGUGGCACGCUCGCUUUGAAAUUUGACCUUCGUGUGCUUUCGUCAAGCUGAUGCAAUGCGCCAGAACGGCGCGGGCAACUAUAGACAACUUUGCGCAUGGAGCGAAAUGAGAAACGGUAAUGGUGAGAAGAUACAGCUCUUUAAAAUUCCGACGUCGCUCUUGGUCCUUCAUCAGAUAGUGCAUAGCAUUAUAUCUGCUACAAUUACUGGAAGGUAGCUGAUGACUGUGUCUAUGGAUUCGGUUGUGACUUAAAAACGGCAUCCAGGUCUGUUUGCUGCUCUCUCCGAAAUGCUCCUCUGUCACCUAACACUCAUCCGCAAGCAUUCAUCACUAUAGGUAAAUGUUUGAAUGAGUGGCAUGUUUCGUGAUUCACCAUUUUCUAUACAGCUAGAAAUUGUUGGUAUUAUAUUAGCGAAGGCUAUGACGGCUCUAGAAAGACAACGCGAUUGACUAAAUGUCAGAGGGGUUAAAAGAGAACACGUUUUAUAAAGAAAAGGAAGGUCUUAUAGGCACGUUAUUUUGUCGCGUAAGGACGCCGUAAAUUAACUCGUGGAGAUGUACGUUCACUACUUAUUUAUAACAAUAGUAACGGCAUGUUUUUCUCCCUGUCGGAAGAAUAGACUACAUUUGUUACGGUGCAAAUGUGUUUGUAGAGAAUCGGAACGGCCGCAGAGUCUUUUAGUAAUGCUUAGAAAACAGAGUAACCUUUAUGCGUUACGCCGCCGGCUGCCGUCCCACUUUCACUCGGUAAAAACGAAAAAAUGGAGAUAUUUAUUUUUUGUUGAGCCUUCGCGCUGCGUUUGACACGUUGUAUUGGCGUCAGCGAUCAACCUUACGUUCUGCGACAGCCGCUCGCAGACUUAAGCAUGCGCAUAUCAUUAAAAAAUAUUUGUAAUUACGUAUGUCUUGCUUCACGGCGCCCGCGCGUUUCCUCUUGGUUGCGAAGGGCCGUCUAGACGAACGAUGUUGUACAAGCGUUCGCUACAGCAUACUCGGAUGCUUGUUGUGGCAUCUGACGUUUUUUUCUUUUGUAUGCUUUUGCCCUCCUCAGCGUUGUAAAUACCGAGCCCUGUAAUUCGUUGCGUGAGUUAUUCUUGGUAAACACUUACCUGUGCGUCUGUGUCCGCUCAAGAAUUGUAACUUUCUCCAUUUAUUAGUGCAUGGUUGAAUGUUGCCGGUGUCUUUUGGUAGGAUCGUUUGCUCGUGUUGUACAAGUUGUGUUUUAAAUAGGCACGCGUGCGCAGUAGAGCUAACUACGAUGAAGCGAUGUGCGCUCUGCACAGAGAUUUCAGAAUAUCGUAGAGUAGUUAAAUCCUGUUCUCGCUGAAUUCUGUUCGCCGUGUUCAAUGUCGAAAAACUUGCCCUGGCAAAGAAGCAGUGAUCAUCAGUGAAAGCGAAAUCUGAGAGUUAGUAGGAAUUCUUACCAAAAGUGGAACAUCUUGAAAAGCUGGCUAGCUACGAGUGCAGUUACACUAAGAUGGCGAUGCGUGUUGUACAGAGCUACCGAACCUCGUUUGUAUGCUGUGUGUAUAUUGAACUCGGUUUCAUUUUUCACUUUCACUAAAUACAAGCAAAACGAACAUGAUAAGCUAGGUAUUCGAGAAAGAAAUGGCUUAUUGGCUUAUUUGUUGGCAUUUAUGCCAUAGCCGCAGCUACUGACUGUCAGUAUGCGACCUAUAACGUAGACGUCCUAACACAGUUGAGCACAUCAUUAUGCUUGACUUGAACAUUGCCCGUUGAAGCUCUGUGCAUGUGGACGUGGUAACUAUAGGCUUGCCGAAUAAAGCACGAUACAUAGGUUUUCUACAACCAUCGCUGGUACGUCACACUUUCCGAUUCUUAAAACUCGAGAGACGAAGUCCAUGCCUUUGUUUCCGUUGAGUGGUUGAUCGCCUGGAUGCGCACUGCUAAUGUGUCGAUGUCACCAUCACUUCACGAACGCGUUUUAAAUUGCAGGUCACUUCACUCCCCUAUUCUUACCUUCCAUGUCAGCGCCUGGAACCUACUGGAACCGUGUUUCCAAAGUCAAUCUUAGCCAGGACGCGGUUACAUUACUCCGGUUAGCAGCAAUGUCUCGUUAUGUGUGCCUAGAAAGUUAAUUUAGCUGUUACGCCUGACAGAAACUCCACGCGCGCUCUUGCAUCAAGCCGAUUGCCACUCGUGACUUUCAUGGGAAACUUGCCUACAAUAUGCCUGCGGGGUGUGCAUGAUGCUGACAAAUUUGUGAGAGAUCUAGUAUCGACGGCGCCUCACUUGAGAACGAAGCUGUUUUCUUCGUUACGUAAACGUUACUUCGUCACGUAGUCUCCUUGUUAACGGACACGGAUGCCGUAGGACAUUGCUUACAUGAAGCCGAUUGACCCAUGGCAACAGUGGCAGAGUAUCCUUGAUAGGAAAGAACUUCCUUUGCUAUGCAUUGUUUGGUAAAGAGCGCAUCAUCAAACUAAUCCUGACAGCGUUGACCAGAAGAUCUGCAUGUUCGAUUAAUUUAACAUCGUCACUGGAUGUCGCUAGUGGCUCUUCUACUUUUGUUUCUUUUGAAUAUACAAAUGUACACUAUUUGCGUACACGUUUCAAAGCUUCUCCUUCGUGAGUGGAACGACCAUGCCGAGUCGCCCGUCUUUUUCAAUCUUGUAGCUAAUAUACACAAACGCACUCGCGGUGCUUCUUUUUUCGAUAUGUGGUGCAAGACACCGAAUGCCGCUUUAUAUGUGAAACAAAAUAUAUGUAUACAACAUAAUAUAACGUAGCCAAGUGUCGGACACCUGUUUAAAUUGCAGUCGCGGACAUCCUUGUCCCCGGCUGCCGUCGGAGAAACCAGUUUGCACGAAGGGCCACAAGAAGCUGUUCACAGGGAAAAAAAAAACACAGCCUGGUCGUGUGAGUUGCAUCUGGCCCCUUUGAUUACUCGACCACGAUUUGAGAGAACGGUUGCUCGCAGCCCGUGACUCUGAGGAGCGGCGGGGAAGGUAAACGUUUCCACUCCAUGUCCCAGUGUCGUACGCAUCGUUUUUAGGAGUAUCGAUUCGCUCCCGGUUGUUGUCAGUGUUCUCGUUAUUCAGUCGUGUGGUGGCGCAAACCUAUCAGUCGGUCGGCUGCUUUUUCGAAGACCGCGUGUGGAGCAUCGCCGCGCCUUCCUGUUUUGGUGUAUUCUUUUCCACUAGCUUGGAGGUUCCACCCUUGUACCACUCGUCACUGUAUUUUCCGCGUGCGAAAUACAAAGAAAAGAGCAACGUCAUAUAUCUGCCCGUCUCUCCCAUACCGCCUUUCCGGUUGUUAGUGUCUGAAUGUUAAUAAAGUCUGUGUGCUGUGUGUACCGACAAGAUGUUGCCCGAAGGCGAGAGUCGACUGCGCCACCUAUUCUGGUUGCAGGGAUUAAGAAGGAAAUCGAACCGUUCGAUUGUUGUGCGUACGCACGAAUCUUUUUCUUUUUUUUUAAUACGAAAGUCAGGCGUGGAGAUUAUCACAUGACGUUGCGUUCGACUGUCGGAUCCCCGUUGGUUCAGCUGAGAUUCCGAUUCCGGCACGUAGCGAGGCUAGAUCAUCUGCAGUUUUGCCUGCCUUCUUGAAGGAAAAUUAUGAGUGCAUUUUCAUAGCGAACCUGGCCUUGUCGGCUGCUAGCAAGCGUUCGUUUACGAGAAUGCGUGACCCAAGACUUCUGUGAUUUCGUUUUUUCGUGUGUCCCCGCUACGUGCCCGGUUCAGUGCCUGUAAAACGAGAAGUGCAUUAUACCAAUCGCUGUGAUGACAAACUUGCUCGAAUGUGUGAUACGAGGCGCUCCGGAAGUUUUGUGCCGAGCGUCAACUCAGUCGUGUUGCAGAUUGCUUGCCCAGUGAGUGUGCCGUCAGAUAUGCUUGUGCUUAUGCCAAAGUUUCGAAGAAUAUGCCGGCCUUUUUGAGCCGUAUGUUGUUUUGUACGACGAUUGUUGCAACAGAAGAGUGAAUUGGAGAGUCCCAUGUGCUCUAUAACCUAAGAAGUAAUAAUAAUGCGUUAAUGUUUUCGAGAGUGACCGUCUAGUAGUAUAAGCUGGCAUCGCCCCAUGUACAGAAGAAGAACCGAUUGUGAUAAGCUGUGCAAGUAAGGUAGAGAAUGCCAUACGUUUGACGUGCGAACAUUGUUACUUUUGUGCGAGCUUAUAGAGUACGCGCAAGGGUUCUGUAUCCCCAGUUUGUUCAAUCGCGACGAAUAUCUGUUCAUCUGUCGCGUAAUUCAGUUAUCCGGUCUAGUCUGAACGUCGCCGUCAUACAAAUGUUGACGCAAUGCGAAAGUGCUGCAGUAAGCCAGGUUGCUUAGGGCGGCUCGCUUUAAAAUGCUGAGCUUAGUGCCUGUGUAACUUGUGCAUAUCAUGGGACUCUCCAAUCAAGACCGGCGUCGCUUUUUAUACGUGUGCGUGUAGACGACGACGAAGGUGUGAGAAGUGUGUGCGCGAGAGUUCAUUGUUUUUUGUAGGGUUUUGACAUCAAAGUUUGGCGAGUUGCGCGAAGCUCCAAGUAUACCGCUGAGCAUAGUGCGCGGUGGUGAGUGAAGUACGUUCUGGUCGAAUGCGGCGAAACCUCCCUUUCUUCUUGAAUGUGUACCUCAACCUUUUUCUUUUUUCCUUUGCCGAUUCCAUGUUUCUUUGGCUUAAGUUUGAAUUGACUUCUCUCAAACAUAAAUCUCCCGCAUCUUUAGAGGAUGGUGAUAUGGACAAGUUCGAGUAAUUCAGUCGUACUGUCACUUACAUAGCGCCAACGCUGCACACAAAACAAAGAGGCAAGAGAUUACAAAGAUGCAGCGUUGCGUCUUUGUAAUCUAUUGGCCGUUUGAACCUUUGUACUGUAAGAGCGUAAGGUACGGGCACGACCCCAUAUCUUGUUGCACGAAAUGUCUCGAACUUAGCAGAACAUGGAAAUUCUCUUAUGUCAGCCUUGAAUGACUAGUCCAACAUCGUCAUGUGGCUUUUGUGGAACGCAACUAGUCGAUGCUUUUUCGUUUUUGUCAAGCUGACCGUGCACUGAAAUUUGCACCAAAACGCAUUUUCGGACACAGGGAGGUUUCGCUGUGUAUCUCAAUGCAAUGUGGGAGUGAUCACCUUCCCGCAUAUAUAUGCACUGAAGCGAAUGCUGUGAUAAGAACUGAAAGCCGCGGAUGAUAGCAAGUGUCCUUCGCGGUGUAGCGAAGUUCGGUUUAUGCACGAAGUUCCUUCUCGGGCUCAUUCAUGCCUCAGAGAAACUGACCAAGAGUAGGCUUUCUUUUUUUUUUAUCUGUCUUUUAUGGAUUUGACAGCGUGCUGGCAUUGCUGAGGGGAUCCGUUUAAGAGCCUUCGCAAGUUAGUUCGUUACUACGAAGUCGUGUUGGGACACAAUGGUCUGCGUGCUAAGAACAGCCAAGGCUUUCCUUCUAUUUCGAAUAACAUUAUAGCAUUUUUACCUGCCUCAGUGCCAUCCGUGUACCUUCCUUUAAUCAACAUGUAGCUGCUUAUUGGCGUCUAUUUUUUUUUGUUCACCACAUUGGUCUUUAUUUAAUGCCGAUUGGAUCCCACCGGCCUUGAUGAUACCACCGUGCGUUUCUUUUAUUUGUUUUCUUUAAAAGUAACGCGUUUACUGUCGAGCUCGAUGGAUGUGAAGCGUAAUAACCAGUGAGCCACAGUUACGUUUGCUUGCUGAGACGAAAGUAGUGAACCGAGCAAAAUAAUUUGUGCUAUUAUGUCAUAAAUGGAAGCACGCGCUUUGGCAAAGUAAGUGUCGAACAGCUGCGAGGUCGUCUUAAAGCCUUGGGAACCCGCUCGCCUGUAAGGGGCGCCAGAAGUGUGAUAUCCUGAGUUGUGAUAGUGGGGCAUGCCUCGUUGGUCUGUCCGUUUAGUGCGGUAUACUUACAGCAGGCCCGGUUUGUGCCAAGAAACCGGACGCAGCCGCUAGAGUCUCUUUUGGUUACGAGCCACGCGUUGUCAAGUGCACAUCUUCUUUUCCAGUUGGUGAACGAGUGUUGCUAGAUUUUACAGAUUUUGGAUAAAGAAUGUUUGGACUAAAGCACAUAAAAAUGUACCGAGGAGUUUGUAAAAGGUUAUUUUGUACAUGGAUGUCGUUGCCAAAUAAAAAGCUGUGAGUCCAGAAA
This is a messenger RNA of Rhipicephalus sanguineus (brown dog tick), 8392 nucleotides long. RefSeq names its product doublesex- and mab-3-related transcription factor A2. Gene Ontology annotation, molecular function: DNA-binding transcription factor activity, RNA polymerase II-specific; RNA polymerase II cis-regulatory region sequence-specific DNA binding. Bases 135 to 1385 code for a protein of 416 amino acids. Gene Ontology annotation, biological process: germ cell development; regulation of transcription by RNA polymerase II; sex differentiation. The transcript has 2 exons. The record is from RefSeq and is a predicted model, not a curated record. Gene Ontology annotation, cellular component: nucleus. NCBI's taxonomy places the organism in Eukaryota, Metazoa, Arthropoda, Arachnida, Ixodida, Ixodidae.